GGCGGCCCUUGGGGGCAGCGGCUGCGAGCGGAGCGGCUCCGGCAGCGGGACGGAGCCAUCGGGCCGGAGAGAACAAUAGCGGCGCUGGAAAACAAUGGAGCGGCCGCGGCUCCCCGCGUAGCGAUGCGGGCAGGACGCGGGGCAGCGACACCGGGAGCAGCGCAGCAUCCGCGGCUCGGGGAGCAGCUCUGGUGUCGCUGGCACAGCCGAGGAUGCUCCAAAUGCAAAUUUAACGUCAGGACAUCGGCAGGGGAUUAAAAUUUCACUCCUGAGGCUCCCGAGGUUCUCCCAAGGCUCUCCUGAAGCUCCCGAGGUUCCCCUGGGGUUCCCGAGGUUCCCCCAAAGCUCCCGAGGUUCCCAAGGUUCCCCCAAGGUUCCCCCAAAGCUCCCGAGGUUCUCCUGAGGUUCCCAAGGUUCCCCCAAGGCUCCCCCGAGGUUCCCCUGGGGUUCCCAAGGUUCUCCCGAAGCUCCUGAAGCUCCCAAGGUUCCCCCAAAGCUCCCCCGAGGGUCCCGAGGUUCUCCUGAGGUUCUCCUGAGGCUCCAGAGGUUCCCCCAAGGCUCCUCUGAAGCUCUCCUAAAGCUCACAGGGCUCUCCCGAGGUUCCGGAGGUUCUAGAUGUUCUAGAGGUUCUAGAGGUUCUCGAGGUUCCGGAGGUUCCGGAGGUUCCGGAGGUUCUCGAGGUUCCGGAGGUUCUCGAGGCUCUAGAGGUUCUAGACGUUCUCGAGGCUCCCCAGAGGUUCCCCAGAGGUUCCCCGAGGUUCCCAAGGUUCUCCCGAGGUUCCUGAGGUCCCCCCGAGGUUCUCCUGAAGCUCCCGAGGCUCCCCUGGGGUUCCCAAGGUCCCCCUGAGGUUCCUGAGGUCCCCCCGAGGUUCCCGAGGUCCCCCCGAGGUUCCCGAGGUCCCCCCGGGGCUCUCCCGUGCCCCUCCUGCAGCUCGGCUCCCAUGCCCGGCCCGCGAUGGAGCUCGGAGGGGACGCGGUGCCCUGCGGGAAGGACAAAUUCAUCUCCAGGAAUGAGCUGCUCCUGCACCUGAAGACCUACAACAUCUACUACGAGGGGCAGAACCUGCAGCUGCGGCACCGGGAGGAGGAGGGGGAGCUGAUCGUGGAGGGGCUGCUCAACAUCUCCUGGGGGCUGCGCCGCCCCAUCCGCCUGCAGAUGCAGGACGACAACCAACGCAUCCGCCCGCCACCUUCCUCUUCCUCAUGGCACUCGGGCUGCAACCUCGGAGCCCACGGGUCGGUGCUGAAGCCCAGCACCCUGCCGGACAUCCCGCUGGCGGAUGGAGACAGCGCUCCCGGCACGGAGAACCCCGGCAACGGCGCAGCCCCCAGGCCGGCGGAGGAGGCUCCUCAGCUGAUGAGAACCCGCAGCGACGUCGGCGUCCGGCCCCGCGGCAGCGCCCGCACGCCCGGGGAGCAGCGGCGGCUGCGCCGGCACCGCUUCUCCAUCAACGGCCACUUCUACAACCACAAGACCUCGGUGUUCACGCCCGCCUACGGCUCCGUCACCAACGUGCGCAUCAACAGCACCAUGACCACGCCGCAGGUGCUCAAACUGCUCCUCAACAAAUUCAAGAUCGAGAACUCGGCAGAGGAGUUUGCUCUGUACAUGGUGCACACGAGUGGAGAGAAGCAGAAGCUGCGCGGCAGCGAUUUCCCCCUGCUCGCCCGCGUCCUGCAGGGCCCCUGCGAGCAGGUGUCCAAGGUGUUCCUCAUGGAGAAGGACCAGGUGGAAGAGGUCACCUACGACGUCGCCCAGUACAUCAAAUUUGAGAUGCCCAUCCUCAGGAGCUUCAUCCAGAAGUUGGAGGAGGAGGAGGAUCGGGAGGUGAAGAAGCUGAAGCACAAAUAUUCCAUCCUGCGGCUGAUGAUUGAGCAGAGGCUGGAGGAGAUUUCCGAGGGCCCCACGGCGAUGUGAGCGCCCGUGGGAUGCUCGGCACCGAAUUCCAACCCCAAAAUCUGCCAGGGAAUCACUGAAUCCCAACCCCAAAAUCUCCCGAAUUCCCAACCCCAAAAUCUCCCAAAUUCCAGCCCCAAAAUCUCCCAAAUUCCCAACCCCAAAAUCUGCCAGUGAAUCACGAAAUCCCAACCCCAAAAUCUCCUGAAUUCCAACCCCAAAAUCUCCUGAAUUCCAACCCCAAAAUUUCCCAAAUUCCAACCCCAAAAUUUCCUGGUGAAUCACGGAAUCCCAACCCCAAACUCUCCCGAAUUCCCAACCCCAAAAUCUGCCAGUAAAUCACCAAAUCCCAACCCCAAAAUCUCCCAAAUUCCAACCCCAAAAUCUGCCGGUGAAUCACCGAAUCCCAACCCCAAAAUCUCCCAAAUUCCAGCCCCAAAAUCUCCCGAAUUCCAACCCCAAAAUCUCCCAAAUUCCAACCCCAAAAUCUCCCAAAUCCCAACCCCAAAAUCUCCCGAAUUCCAACCCCAAAAUCUCCUGAAUUCCAACUCCAAAAUCUGCCAGUGAAUCACUGAAUCCAACCCCAAAAUCUGCCGGUGAAUCACGAAAUCCCAACCCCAAAAUCUCCCAAAUUCCAACCCCAAAAUCUCCCAAAUUCCAACCCCAAAAUCUCCCGGUGAAUCACCAAAUCCCAAACCCCCCCUCAGAAUCCUUGUGGGAAUUUUCCAGGGAAACCGUGGCUGGCAGCAGCUCCAGCCCAAACCUCAAAUCCCUGGAAAACACAGGGAAAACAAAACAAAAAACAAAACAAAAUACAAACAAAAAGAGGAAAUCUCUGAGCAGCACAAAGGGGCUGAGCGAGGAAUUCCAGAGCUGGGAAUUUUGGGAGCUCAGUUUGGAAAUUCCCAGGGAAUUCAGGGAGCUGCUGCUCAGCAAAAGAGCACAAAAAAAUUCAUUUUAUUUUGGUUUUUUUAGAGAAAAAGCACAUUAACUCCCAGGUGCCGGGAGGAUUCUGUAAAUCCUGAGGUUUUUUGGGGUUUAACCCUUUCCUGGGGGUGGAUUUCCAGCAGAAAAUCCCGGUUUUUUUCCCCAAAUCUUCCCCCUGCUCUAAUUUGCACUAAUAUUUAGGGAUUUUUAAAGAAAACCGCGAUGUCAAACCUCUCUGGUAGCUGAAAAUGCCAAAUAGAACUCGCAGGGACGGCUGAGAGCCUCGAGCAUCUCCAGCUGGGUGGGAAGAGGAGGAAGGCAGGAGGAGGAAGAGGAAAGAAAUAAAAUAUAAAAUAUAAAAUAAAGAGGAUUUUAUUUUCCAAAUCCGUUUUCCAGCAAAUUUUCCUGGUGGAAAAGCGGGAAAAUUUUUUACCAGCAGCUGGGAAAAAUCUCUUUCCUCCCAGUUUAAACCAGCAAUAUCCAGUUUAUACCUCGAUGUGAACUAAAGCUCUGACUUUCUCCCCCUCCCCUUUGAGAUUUUUGCAAUGAAUUUGUGUAAUUAUAGUUUUAAUUUUUAAUUUUUAAUGGUACCUUUUCUGUCUUUAACUCGUGUUUGGGAGAGUUUCUGAUGUGUUUGAGGGGUGAUUGUGGCGCUGCUGAGUGGAUUUAACGAGGAAAUUAAAUAAAAUGUGGAGCGAUUUAAUGAGGAAUGAACCACCCCUGAA
Poecile atricapillus (Black-capped chickadee) is the source of this 3549-nucleotide messenger RNA. RefSeq names its product Ras association domain family member 2 (gene RASSF2). The record is from RefSeq and is a predicted model, not a curated record. Gene Ontology annotation, biological process: positive regulation of protein kinase activity; regulation of non-canonical NF-kappaB signal transduction; signal transduction. NCBI's taxonomy places the organism in Eukaryota, Metazoa, Chordata, Aves, Passeriformes, Paridae. The transcript is spliced from 16 exons. Gene Ontology annotation, cellular component: cytoplasm; nucleus. The coding region runs from base 956 to 1918 and encodes 320 amino acids.